AUGUGGAAAGCGGGCGCUUUGAUUGUAGCGAUCGUGUGCGCUAGCGUAACACCUGGCCUCGCGCGCCGUUCUCCAAAUGCAGACCUCGUAGAAGAGUACUUCUCGAAAGACCCUGAGUUUGGACGAUACUCUAACAAUCUUCUGGAGGAUGCUUUGCUUGAUGUGCCUGGUUUAAUAGAAAAAUAUGGGUAUCCAGUAGAAAUACACAAUGUAAUUACGGAAGAUGGUUAUGUUCUCGAACUUCACCGAAUUCCUCAUGGCCGUGACCAGUACAAUGUACGUGACCCAAACAAACCGAUAGUCUUAGUUCAGCACGGGCUCUGUUCAUCCUCCGCUGAUUUUGUUGUUAUGGGACCAGGGGCCGCAUUAGCUUAUAUAUUUGCUGAGGCUGGAUUCGAUGUAUGGCUGGGAAAUGCACGUGGAAACUAUUAUUCUAGAAGGCAUUUGACUUUGGAUCCAGAUGGUAGAUCACUUUUGGGGAGAAAUAAUUUCUGGGCUUUCAGUUGGGAAGAGAUUGGAAGCAAAGACUUGCCCGCAAUGAUUGAUCACAUUUUAGAGACAACAGGAAAACCACGUUUACAUUACAUAGGGCAUUCUCAAGGAACCACAGCAUUUUUUGUAAUGGGAUCACUGCGCCCAGAAUACAAUGAUAAAAUAAUCUCUAUGCAAGCCUAUGCUCCAGUCGCUUACAUGCAGCACAAUGAGAAUCGGAUAUUUGGAGCUCUUGCACCUUACUCAAACAGCAUUGAGACUUUUGCCAGUUUAUUGGGAUUCAACGAGAUAGUAGCAAGAAGGCCAUUUUAUGCUUGGGUGGGACGGAAGUUCUGUUCCGACGAAUCUAUUUCCCAGAUUCUUUGUUCUCAUUUUCUAUUUUUGGUUGGUGGAAGAAAUGAAGAUUUACAUAAUGCGACAAUGCUUCCUCUUAAGUUAGCACACACACCUGCUGGUAUUUCAAUCCGACAAAUUGCACACUACGGUCAGCUUAUCCACAAGGACUACUUUAGGCGGUACGACCAUGGCCGCGCAUCGAAUCUACUUACGUAUGGACAAACUAGGCCUCCUCUUUUAGAUUUGUCACUAGUUACAGCACCAGUGUAUCUGCAUUAUGCCGAAGUAGAUCCAUUUGCAGCGUUGCCUGACGUUGAAAGACUUUGGAGCGAACUGGGACGGCCCGCGCAAAAAAUUUUAGUCCCACAUAAAUUCUUUACUCAUCUUGAUUUCAUGUGGGGAACUGAAGCUAAAAAUUUAUUAUAUGACAAAACAAUUGAUAUACUGAAAUCUACAGGAGAUUUGUAA
Molecule: messenger RNA, 1296 nt
Organism: Achroia grisella
Lineage: Eukaryota; Metazoa; Arthropoda; Insecta; Lepidoptera; Pyralidae
Product: lipase 1-like
Exons: 5
Coding region: 1-1296 (431 amino acids)
Biological process (GO): lipid metabolic process
Molecular function (GO): hydrolase activity, acting on ester bonds
Source: RefSeq, a predicted model, not a curated record